Temnothorax curvispinosus is the source of this 3154-nucleotide messenger RNA. RefSeq names its product WD repeat-containing protein 3. Gene Ontology annotation, cellular component: small-subunit processome; Pwp2p-containing subcomplex of 90S preribosome. Gene Ontology annotation, molecular function: protein binding; snoRNA binding. The record is from RefSeq and is a predicted model, not a curated record. Lineage: Eukaryota; Metazoa; Arthropoda; Insecta; Hymenoptera; Formicidae. The transcript is spliced from 15 exons. Gene Ontology annotation, biological process: maturation of SSU-rRNA. The coding region runs from base 290 to 3067 and encodes 925 amino acids.
ACAAUAAUAUUUAUUAAAUUGCUGAAUUAAUUAUUUAUUUUGUAAUAAAUUGCGUGGACGAAAUUAAAACUCUCAUUUGACGGAGGAUCUAGCAUCCCCUUCCGACACUACGCGACGCGCAGGCGCAAUCCGCGCAAUUCAUGGUUGAUAUACACGCGGAUUAUGCACGUGCGUCUGUAACCUCGAACUCAACGGAGCUCAAGCUCGUAUAUGUUUCUUAAUUAUCACAGUAAUUGAUAGAUGUUGGUUUGAAUUGUUUAUUCUGACGACUGAACAAACUGCGAAUAAAAUGGGCUUGACCAAGCAGUAUCUGAAAUACGUGCCGGCAGGUAACGCAAACAUAAUCACGAGCCCUCGAUGCAACGUCGUCUUCGUAAAGCUGGACGGUCAGGAAGGCAGAUUCGUGGCUGCCGCUGCGUGCGAACAUGUAUACAUUUGGGACCUGCGGCUCGGAGAGAAGGCACAAGUGUUAUCUGGAGAAAAGGUGUGCGUAACGCGUCUGGCUGCAUCCCCCGACAAAAAGCACAUCGCAGUUGGUUACGCGGAUGGCACGGUGAAAACCUUUGAUUUAAGCACCAGCGAAAACGUUAGCAUAUUUGUGGGGCACAAGUCUGAAAUAACAACCUUGGCGUAUGACGCGUUGGGGCACAGAUUAGCUACUGGUUCCAAGGAUACGGAUAUCAUUGUCUGGGAUAUCGUGGCGGAAACUGGGAUAUGUCGGUUAAGCGGACACAAAGGUGUCGUAACCAAGUUGGUAUUCAUGAAGGAACAUAACAUUAUUAUUAGCUCUAGCAAAGAUACAUUUGUGAAGUUUUGGGAUCUGGAUACGGAACACAACUUCAAAACCCUUGUUGGACAUAAGUCAGAAGUUUGGAGUCUUGCCUUGAUGAACGACGAUCGGUAUUUAAUAACGGGAUGCAACGACAUGGAAUUACGCGUUUGGAAAAUAACCUUCCUUGAUAACAAGAAUAUUGAAUUCGAUACUGCCGUUGGUACAGAUAUCAAUGAAGAAAGUGAAGAAUGUGUCGAUACAGAUAUGAAAUAUCCUAUAAAAUGUGAAAAAGUUGGAAGCAUAAUAAGAGGCGCAAGCGGACGAGUUGUUUCAUUAGAAGUUGACUCCACAUGUAAAGUUCUUGGAUGUCACGGAGUGGGAAAUUCCAUAGAACUGUUUUAUCUACUAUCUGAAGAUAUAGUAAAAGAUAGAUUUACGAAAAGAUUGAAGAAAGAAAGGCGAAAGGCUCAGAAGGAAGGAAAUGACGCACAGAAAGAGCUACCAAAUGCACCAUCCCUAACAGACGAGAUAAGACGUUUACCUAUUGUUAAAAUCUCCGGCAAAGCGAAAGGACUUGAUUUAGUUAUAGGCAAAGGAAACGAACUGAGAUUAUGUGUUGGAGUCAAUAACAAUUCGAUCGAGUUGCAUUCUUUGUACAUGGAAGAGAAGGAUCCCGAAGUAAAAUGUUUGCGUUCAAUAGCGGCACAUGGCCAUCGUACAGAUGUUCGAGCUGUCUGUUUUAGCUCCGACAAUUUGGCAUUGGCUACCGUUAGCGGAGAUUCUGUCAAAUUAUGGAAUAGGCCAACGCUAUCGUGCUUACGCACAGUGCAGUGCGGUUAUGCCUUGACGGUAACAUUCGUGCCGGGUGACAGACAUCUGAUUGUUGGUUUGAAGGACGGAAAAAUGCUUAUUAUUGACAUUGCAUCUGGGGAUAUCUUGGAAGAAGUGCCGGCGCACUCCAAAGAGCUUUGGACCGUGACAUUAUUUCCGGACUUGAAAGGCAUUGCCAGCGGUGGUGGUGAUCAAACGGUGAAAUUUUGGAAUUUUGAACUUAUUCACGAUUCUAACAAUCAGAUAAAAGCGAAAGUUCUAUCUGUCUUGCACGUAAGGACGCUUAAGCUUGAAGAAAGCGUCCUGUGCGUAAGAAUAAGUCCGAAUAAUAGAUUUGUGGCUGUUUCUCUAUUGGACUGUACUAUUAAAAUCUUCUUUUUCGACACAUUUAAGUUCUUUGUGUCGCUUUACGGGCACAAGCUACCAGUACUGUGCAUGGAUAUAUCCAGCGACUCCACGCUCAUAGCGACCGGUUCUGCUGAUCGCAACGUCAAGAUCUGGGGUUUGGAUUUCGGUGAUUGCCACAAGUCUUUAUUCGCGCACGAUGACUCUGUCACGGGUCUCUCAUUCGUGCCUGGAACUCACUACUUCUUUACCUCUGGUAAAGACGGCAGGAUUAAACAAUGGGAUGCUGAUAUAUUUCAAAAGAUCACCACACUACAAGGUCAUGCUGGAGAAAGUUGGAGUUGUUGCGUUUCAGCGAACGGGGUUUUUGUCGCGUCGUGCGGUUCCGAUAGAGUAGUCAGAUUGUACGAGAAGACUAACGAACCUUUAGUAUUACAAGACGAAGCGGAAGAAGAAAGGGAACAACAGGAGAACGAAUUAGUUACCGGGGAAAGCACUGCGGUAUUAGGACAGAAACAACAGGCGUUACCUUCCAGAAAGACCGUUAACAGUGAGAAGGCUGCUGAGCUGAUACUGGAAUGCUUGGAAAUAUGCAACCAAUAUGAGAUAGAAUUAAGUAAAGCUGUUUCUGCUUCUGACAAAGCGCCGCCUCUUCCUCUACUGAUGCAGGCUUACGAAUGCACGAGCACAGAAGAUUUUCUAGUGGAAACUUUUAAACGAGUUAGGGCGAGUGAAUUGGAGGAGACAUUACUAUUAUUACCAUAUUCUGCCGCCUGUGAUAUUCUUAAGAGACUCCCUAAUUUGUUAAAAAAUGAUUAUCAAGUUGAGCUAUUAUCCAGAUUAGCUCUGUGCUUGGUACAAGCGCAUCACGGUCCGAUAGUGGCCAAUCAAAAUCUUUUGCCCACGUUGGAGAUUGUGAAGAAACUCGCUGUGGAAAAGAUCUCUACUUUGAGAGAUACUAUUGGCUUUAAUUUGCAUGGUAUGAUGUACAUGCAACGCAUCUUUGAGGAACGGGAAGGAAUCAAAUUCUUCAGAGACGCCACCAAGAAUGUCGAACAUAAGAAGAAAAUCAGAAGAAACAAGGAGAAGGCUGUAAAGAGAGCGAUCAUGAACUUGUAGAUCUUAUCGACAACAUAAAGAAUUUUGCAGAUAUAAAUAUGUAGCACAAAUUUUUAUCACAUACUUUGUAUAUAAUAUAAAUAUUAA